CCAUGCAAUUUGAAACUUUAUAACAAUAUUCAUUACUUUUUAAUUACUAUAUAAAUUGAAAAAUCCCAUACUGAAAUAGCAUCCACUAAUCAAUAUCCAAUAAAUAUCUUUAUAACUAAUGUCAUAGGUUUCAAAUUCCAUAGGUAAAGUUUUAUAACAAUAAUUACUUAUACAAUUUAAAAUAGUGACUGUGGCUAAUUUCACAAAUAGCAACUUUUAUAGUAUAAGAUAUCUCCAACUGUAAUUUGAAAUAUAUGCAAUGGCCCUUCCCGCCGUUACAGUAACUGCCACCAACUCUUUGCCAUCCCCGCCUCAAUUCCUUUAUAAAACUGCCAGCAAUAACCUGGACUCUACAUCAUCAUGGACCUCGUUAAUAGCCAAUCAUUGCAAAAAUGGCCGUUUAAUCGAGGCGGUUUCCGAGUUCACCAAAAUGAGGAUUUCCUGCAUUGAGCCCAACCACGUUACCUUCGUUACACUAUUCUCCGGUUGUGCCCAUUUUCCUGCGAAAGCUCAGUCUCUUGGAUUUGCUCUUCACGCGUAUGCUCGAAAACUCGGGUUGGAUACUGGGAAUGUGAAAGUGGGUACUGCUGUUGUCGAUAUGUAUUCAAAGUUUGGACUUGUGGGGUUCGCUAAAUUGAGUUUUCAUCAUAUGGGUGUUAAGAAUAAGGUAACUUGGAACACCAUGGUUGAUGGUUACAUGAGAAAUGGGGAUUUCAAGAAUGCAGUUAAGGUGUUCGAUGAAAUUCCUGAGAGAGAUGUUAUUUCUUGGACGGCUUUGAUUAAUGGGUUUGUAAAGAAUGGGCUUUUUGAAGAAGCUUUAGUGUGGUUUCGUGAAAUGCAGUUGUCUAAUGUGGAGCCUGAUUAUGUAACAAUGAUCGCGGUUCUUUCGGCUUGUGCUAAUUUGGGUACUCUUGGUAUAGGCCUAUGGUUACACCGGUUUAUAUCGCGACGAAGUGAAUUUAAGGACAGCGUUCGUGUUAAUAACUCGUUAAUCGACAUGUAUUGUAGGUGUGGGUGCGUAGAGUUAGCGUGCCAGGUGUUCGAUGAAAUGCCAGAGAGAAGUUUGAUUUCGUGGAAUUCAAUCAUUGUAGGGUUAGCAAUCAAUGGUCAUGCAUUAGAUACUCUACAGUAUUUCGAUUCGAUGCAAAACGAAGGUUUUCAACCGGAUGCAGUGACCUUUACUGGAGUUUUAACAGCAUGUAGCCACGCUGGUUUAGUCGAAAAGGGGUUGAAAUAUUUCAAAGCAAUGAAAGGAAUUCAUAGGAUUACUCCUAGGAUUGAACACUACGGGUGUAUAGUCGACCUUUAUAGUCGUGCGGGAAGAUUGGAAGAUGCAUUAGGCUUUAUUAAGAAUAUGCCCGUGAAGCCAAAUGAAGUUAUAUUGGGGUCUAUAUUAGCAGCUUGUCGAAAUCUUAGCGACGUAAGACUAGCUGAAAGGCUAAUGCGUUAUAUCUACGAAUUGGAUCCGGAUGGAGAUUCAAAUCACGUGUUGCUUUCUAAUAUAUAUGCUGCGGUAGGAAGUUGGCGUGGAGCUAGUACUGUGAGGAAGAAAAUGAAGGCGCUCGGGAUUCAAAAGAAACCGGGAAUUAGUUCCAUUGAGAUCGGUGGUGCCGUUCACGAAUUUGUGUCUGCAGAUAGAUCACAUAACCAUGCAGAACAAAUUUAUGCAAUGCUUGAGCAUUUUUCAGGUGAGCUUAGAGUGUCUGGCUAUGUUGAAGAUGGUGUAAAUGAAUUAUAUGAAUGUGGUUGAUUGCUUUCAUUUUGUGUCAAACACAUCAUUAUAAAGAAGAGUGAGUUUUUGCUUUGAACUUGACUGAUCAUGUUGUGUAGUUGAACUAGUAUCUAUUCAUUUGAAAAGGCAUAACUCAUAAGGCUGAAAAAUUUAAGCUUUUCUAUGUAUACUAAACUGGACUUACAAUAGGUCCUAUUAUCGGUGUCUUGGAUUAGGAUUUUGGCUCUAUUCCACA
This is a messenger RNA of Lycium barbarum (goji berry), 1967 nucleotides long. Its product is annotated as pentatricopeptide repeat-containing protein At1g05750, chloroplastic. The record is from RefSeq and is a predicted model, not a curated record. Gene Ontology annotation, biological process: RNA modification. NCBI's taxonomy places the organism in Eukaryota, Viridiplantae, Streptophyta, Magnoliopsida, Solanales, Solanaceae. Gene Ontology annotation, molecular function: protein binding; RNA binding. The coding region runs from base 260 to 1750 and encodes 496 amino acids. The transcript has a single exon.